AUGGAGGUGCCGCCGGAGUGGCCGGCGGGCCGGGUCCGGGAGGCUUUCAUCGACUUCUUCACGUCCAGGUCGCACACGGCAUGGCCGUCGAGCCCCGUGGUGCCCGUCGGCGACCCCACGCUCCCGUUCACCAACGCCGGGAUGAACGGGUUCAAGGCGAUAUUCCUCGGCCUGGCCGCCCCGGGGUCGCCGCUGGGCCGCCUGCGCCGCGCCUGCAACACCCAGAAGUGCAUCCGCGCCGGCGGCAAGCACAACGACCUCGACGACGUGGGCAAGGACACGUACCACCACACCUUCUUCGAGAUGCUCGGGAGCUGGUCCUUCGGGGACUACUUCAGGGAGGAGGCCAUCGCAUAUGCGUGGGAGCUCCUCACCCAGGUCUACAAAUUGCCCACUGAUAGAAUUUAUGUAACAUACUUUGGUGGUGAUGAGAAAGCUGGUCUCACUCCCGAUACCGAGUCGAAAAUCAUAUGGUUGAAGUAUCUACCGAAUGAAAGAGUUCUGCCUUUUGGUUGCAAGGAUAACUUUUGGGAGAUGGGCGACACAGGUCCUUGUGGGCCAUGCUCAGAGAUUCAUUUUGAUCGUGUUGGCAACCGUGACGCAGCUUCAUUAGUGAAUAAUGAUGACCCUACAUGUAUUGAGAUCUGGAAUCUUGUGUUUAUUUAG
Molecule: messenger RNA, 666 nt
Organism: Triticum turgidum subsp. durum (durum wheat)
Lineage: Eukaryota; Viridiplantae; Streptophyta; Magnoliopsida; Poales; Poaceae
Source: the annotation of a GenBank genome assembly